Molecule: messenger RNA, 1211 nt
Organism: Panicum hallii
Lineage: Eukaryota; Viridiplantae; Streptophyta; Magnoliopsida; Poales; Poaceae
Product: strigolactone esterase D14-like
Exons: 2
Coding region: 71-958 (295 amino acids)
Source: RefSeq, a predicted model, not a curated record
GAGCGACCGAGAGACUUGGCUGCUGUGAGCCCAAACCAAGCAAAGCAAGCUGUAGCUGCGGCUAGCAAUAAUGCGGUGGUACGCCAACGUGCGGGAGGUCGGCGGCGGCGACGCCACGGUGGUGCUCGCCCACGGCUACGGGUCCAACCAGGCGCUCUGGGACAAGCUCGUUCCCGCGCUCUCCCGGCGCAACAGGGUCAUCCUCUUCGACUGGGGCUUCACCGGCGGCGGCGCUGAGCAUCAGGAGGAGGCGGAGGAGGGUCGGUACACGUUCGGCAAGUUUGCCGACGACCUGAUCGCCCUCCUGGACGACAAGGGGGUUCGGGGCGCCGUGCUGGUGGGCCACUCCAUGUCCGCCAUGGCCGCCUGCAUCGCGUCCGUCCGGAGGCCCGACCUCGUCACCCACCUCGUCCUCCUCUGCGCGUCCCCCAGGUACAUCAACUCGCCGGAGGAAGGCUACGUGGGCGGUUUCGAGAGGGCGGGCAUCGACGGCAUGCUGGACGCCAUGUCGUCGGACUUCGGCGCCUGGGUGAAGGGCUUCGUCCCCAACGCCGUGGGCGACCCGGCCUCGAUCCCGCCCGUGGAGGCGAGCUUCCUGGCCAUGCACCCGGGCGUGGCGCUGGAGGUCGCCCGGAUGAUCUUCCUGGGCGACCAGCGGGGGGUCCUCGGCGCCGUGACCACGCCGUGCACGAUCGUCCAGGUGGCGGGGGACUUCGCGGCGCCGCCGAGCGUGGCGGAGUACAUGAAGCGCCGGAUGACGGCCGCGGCGGCGGACGUGGUGGUCAUCGACUCCGUGGGCCACUUCCCGCAGCUCGUCGCGCCCCAGCAGCUGCUCGACGUACUCGAGAGCGUGCUGCGCCGCCGUGUCGGCGGCGGCGGCGAGGGUGAGCACGGUGCCGCGGGGGAGACGGUGGCCGAAGUCCCGGAGGCCGACGGUGGCAUCGAUAUCAUGGCCUAGCAGGCUGAAGGCGAUCGGUGACAUGUACAAUAUUUGUCGGCCGCCGCGGACUCGCUCGCUUUGAUAUGAUGCAGUUUAAUUUCCUGAGUUGAAUGAUCGCAUGGAUCUUUGUACUCGCCGUGUGUUGCGUUGCACGCUUGUGAAAAAUAGGUAGAGGCUUAGAUAUGAUGGCCAUGUAAAUUUGUGAAAUCCAACAAUGUCCCGGCUGCAUGUUCGAACUUAUUUUAGGAGGAGUUUGAAUUCCGUUUUGCUA